Messenger RNA from Microthlaspi erraticum, 399 nucleotides. The record is from the annotation of a GenBank genome assembly. Lineage: Eukaryota; Viridiplantae; Streptophyta; Magnoliopsida; Brassicales; Brassicaceae.
AUGACUCUAGGGGUUAUUGUUCCAGAUCUGAGAGCUAGCUCUCCCGAACUCGAGUUAGAACUUCUAUCAAUGGAGCAGCGACUAGAUCGCAAUGAAAAGGAUAUCGCUUGGAUCAAGGAAGCCCUAAGCUUUAUCUUGAAGUGCCAGGGAUUAGAAGUGCCGCCGUUUCUUGUUGCCGUAGUUCGAGAAGAGGACCAAACUACCAAAACUGUGACUGAAGAAGUGGUUUUGCCUCUUGGGCAUACUGCCGAACAUGUGGCGAGCGACAGUUUUCAGGUUCCUCUUGUUCUUGUUGGAGAAAAAAAGGUCAAACCUGUGGAACAUUUCGUCAACAAGUUGUGGGUGACAUGGCAUAUGAAGCAGAUUCGGAUUCAAGCAGACUCAAGAGCCAGAGCGUGA